Messenger RNA from Castor canadensis (American beaver), 1787 nucleotides. Lineage: Eukaryota; Metazoa; Chordata; Mammalia; Rodentia; Castoridae. The record is from RefSeq and is a predicted model, not a curated record.
CCAUGGGAUAAAUGUAGUGACUUCUGCUUUCUUUUUUAAGUUUUACUUUUGUUUUUUACUUGGCCUUUUCCAUUAAACAGAUAAUGCUGUAGUAAACAUCUUCAUGCACAUAGCUGAAUAGCUUUGAUUUCCAUAAGACACAUUCCUAUAAGUGAGACUGUAGUUACAUGGGGGGGAUUUGCAUUUUGAAAAAUGGGGACACAAGCACAGCUUAAACUUUUUAAAGUUUUAGGGCCAUAACUCUUGGAGGCAGUUUUAGGCCUUUGCUCAGAGUAUAUGUUCAGAGAUCCAUGAGAGGUUUCCUAAGGGGUUAAUGUACUCACAACCUUCUAAAAAAACCCUAAGUGGAGGAGAUUGAGGUGUUCUCAGAGUUCAUUCUACUGGAAGUCAAGGUACACAAAUGUCAGGGUUCCACUUGUAACCCAUCAAAAAAAAAUAAGACUAUAAGAACUGCAUACCCAUUCAACCCUAUCUUGUCUUUCCUAUUUCGCUGCUGCUUCUACCUCCAGGCAAUCACAGAAAUAGCAAUAAAACUAGCUUGUACUUGCUGAGCAGUAGUGUGUGCCUGGCACUGUGCUAAACAUCUUACAAGCAUUUAUUCAUCUCAGACUCAUGAGGUAGAAGCCCUUACCCUCCUUUUAACAACAGGGAAACUGGAAGACACAGAGAAAUAAGCUCACCCAAGUCUUAGAACCAGGAAUCUAUGGUACCAAGAUAACAGCCAACAUAAUUAGGCUCUUCCAUGGACUCUGCAGUAUUGAUAGUGACCUUGGCCUUCUGGGAAAGUGCAAGAUGUUCUCACUCAGUGCUGGUGUACAGGCUGAAAUUCUCCAUGGGUGGAUGUUACCUUCCUCAGCUCCCAGAGUGCAGUGUUCUGUAUGGGCCACGGAGCAUAUGGCUCUGUGAGGCAGCUCAGAUUUUCAGGUGAUGAAAUUGCCUGAUGACACAUGGCAGUAGAUUUUGGUUUGUAUGAAGAGCACUUUUCUAAGUACUCCAUGCAAUGAGACCCUCUGAAGCUGGUCUGGGGUCACCAAAUGGACUUCCAGUUUUGGGUUUGGGUACGGAUAUAGUACAUAAACAGCAAUGCACAUUCAUUCCUACUGGGAAGGUGGCAUUUUCAGCCAGCUGUGAAAAUCUUAGGGAGAGUCACUCUUGCUUUCUGUGUUUAUGUUCCAGGUGGACUUAGUAGUUUUAAGCAGAGCCAUGAAAACCUCUGUGACAACUCCCUCCAGCUCCAAGAGUGCAGGGAGGUUGGGGGCAGUGCAUCUGCGGCCUCGAGCAUGCUACCUCAGUCUGUCCCCACCACCCCUGACAUCGAGAACGCAGAGCUGACGCCCAUCCUGCCCUUCCUGUUCCUUGGCAACGAGCAGGAUGCUCAGGACCUGGACACCAUGCAGCGGCUGAACAUUGGCUAUGUCAUCAAUGUCACCACUCACCUUCCUUUGUACCACUACGAGAAAGGCCUCUUCAACUAUAAGCGGCUGCCAGCCACUGACAGCAACAAGCAGAACCUGCGGCAGUACUUUGAAGAGGCUUUUGAGUUCAUUGAGGAAGCUCACCAGUGUGGGAAAGGGCUUCUCAUCCACUGCCAGGCUGGCGUGUCCCGCUCUGCCACCAUUGUCAUCGCCUACUUGAUGAAACACACACGAAUGACCAUGACUGAUGCUUACAAAUUUGUCAAAGGCAAACGACCAAUUAUUUCCCCAAACCUUAACUUCAUGGGGCAAUUGCUGGAGUCUUCAGAGUGCAACAAAUACUUCUACCUGAACGACAGCAAUCAACACUAG